This is a messenger RNA of Eurytemora carolleeae, 1930 nucleotides long. RefSeq lists its product as uncharacterized. The transcript is spliced from 6 exons. The record is from RefSeq and is a predicted model, not a curated record. NCBI's taxonomy places the organism in Eukaryota, Metazoa, Arthropoda, Copepoda, Calanoida, Temoridae. The coding region runs from base 117 to 1538 and encodes 473 amino acids.
AACCUGAUUAGUUUACAUAAAGUUCUUAAACCAUUCACAGUUAUUCAUUAAUAAUUGAUAUUUCUUGGUUUUUAAGUUCGCGAAUUUCUGAAUUCAUAGUUGGCGUAUUUGUUGAAAUGUCGGCUAAAAGUUUAAUGAGAUAUCGAGGAGGGGUGGGAGGUUUGGGCCAGAUGAGAGUUGAGGACAACAUGCUGCAUGUCGGUGUAGGAGAACAGCAUGUCGUUGGAGGACAGCAUACCGUUGGAGGACAUGAUCUUCAACCUCUGCUCACAAUAAAUACUUCAGAGCUUGGUUUGGAUUUGAUGCCAGGUGAAUGGGAGGGAGAAGGGAAGAAAUCUCCGACAGGAAGUUUAUCCUCCGACGCCCCAAGCUCUUCACCAGGAUCUAACCAGCGAGGACUGGAUGAGGACGGCGAGGAUAGUUUUGAUGAGAGUAUAGAGGACAUGCUUGCACAGAAUCCGUCCUGUACACUCUGCGGGCAUCUCUUCAGCUACAGCAGUUCAGAAUUCUUGAACCAUGUUCGAAUGCAUUUUGUCUCCGGACAAAACUCCACACUUCCAAACCCUACUGCAGCGCCUAACCGGUCUAAACCAGUUCAAAAACCUCUGAGGGCACCCAUUGAUCAAAUACACACUGCCAGUUCAACAGUUCAUUCUGAACCUCAGAGAGCUCACCCCCUGCAGGUACAACCUCAAACUGUUCAACAAACUCAAGUCUAUUCCCAUUCUACCCACCAGCAGCUGCCAGCUCCAGCUAGAAUCCUGAAAUCAGCUGAUGUCCACCCAAGCUCAAAUGCCGCAACAAGUAAAUCUGAUUCCAAAAAGUUUUGUCCGCCAUCUUUUUCUUCCCCUCCGACUUAUGACCAAUCAAUCAAUGCUUUUCAGUACUUCCCGGCACCCGGUCAAGAUUCUAGCACAGGCCACAAACGACCAACCCCCGAACGAUCUAAUUCUCCCCAAAAGCCAGAAUCUGGCGUUGACUUUUCUUAUGAGUUUUUUCCUAAUUAUUCCACCCCUUCUCCUCCCUCCGUUCCUCAACAGAAUAUUAACACUAUACUUCCUCCUUCCCCCAUCCAACAGAUCCCCUUCCAAGCCCCUUUCCAGCCCUCCUUUCUAGCCCCCUACCCCUUCUUUUCCCCCAAGUUCUCUUGUAUGCUUUGCCCCGCCAAUUUUUCAACUAGAGAAGAGUUGAUUUAUCACAUCAAUCUUCACAAUUCUUUUCCUAAUCCUGCCCAACCUAGGGUUCACAGCCAGGCUCAAAAGCGCCCCAAACCACAGGUCCACUCUCCCCUAUGUGCAUGUGUUCAAUGCAGACCUAAUAAAAAAGCUAAGAAAGCUGUUGAGGAUAUUGACCAAGACACCUUACGGAAAAUAAGUGCCCUCGAAUGGGAAAGAAAACACGGGUAUUGGUGCACAAAGUGUUCAACGCGAUUUCCCUCUCAGGGUGCUCUCGUGGAUCACAUGAGCUACAGCGAGCAUCACUCAUACAAUAGAUCCAGCAAACCCGUCAUUAGUUCGGAGUCUUCCAAAGAAGCAUAAUAAGCUGUGAACACUGUUCACUGUAAAUUUACAACAAAAGUAAUCAUGAUCAGGAAUAAUACAUAAAAUGUUAAAUUCUGGUGCAUGACGAAAUUGCCAAUCUUUUCUGAUCUGGAACUGGAAUCAGAUUAAUUAAUUUAAACAAUUAAUUAUAGUUUGAUAUUUUUCUUAAGCUCUUCCACGGUUUCAUCAGACAAGUUUUAAAAAAAGAAAAUCCGCAAAUUCUAAGAAAUAUUUCAAAACAAUGCUUUUUACAAAAAUCAAGAACAUUUAAAAACAGUCCUUUCUCAUUAUUGCCAUAGAAUUCAAAGGAAAGAAGUCCAAAGAUAAGUUAUAACUAUGUAGUUGGGAAAUUAUUUAAGUCAUGCGUCUUAAUGUUUUAUUUCAUGUCA